AUGUCCCACCACUGCCACGACGAACACACCCACUCCCACGGCGGCGACGACCACCCGCACAACCACGCCGAGCACGACCACUCGGACGACAUCGCCCCGGCCCUGCAGUUCUCCCUCUACCAGCACAUCCACUUCGACCAGGUCACGGCGCUCAACGAGGCCGAGCACGGGUCUGCCCGCGCCGUCGUGCGCAAGACGUGGGCGGAGCGGUUGAGUGCGGUGCCCGAGCUGGCGAGUGAUGUGGAUGAGGAGGUUUUGGUUAAUGUGCCACACAGCUUCACCGGGCAGGUCAAGCUGCACUCGAUCCUCCUGCGCACGUCGGACUCGGACUCGGCGCCCAAGACGAUGCGCGUCAUCAUCAACCGCGACGACGUCGACUUCGGUGUGGCCCAGGAGACCAGCGGGACCCAGGAGUUUGAGCUGAGCCGCACCGGGGAGGUGCAGGAGUUGGCUGUGCGCCGGGCACGGUUCAACGCCGUCCGUCGGCUGACGCUCUUCUUCCCGGACAACUUUGGCGACGGGGAAGAAGACGUCACGCGGAUUUCGUAUCUAGGGUUCAAGGGAGAGUGGAUGCAGCUGGGGAGGGCACCAACAAAUAUCCUCUACGAGGCGGCAGCAAACCCAGGGGAUCACAAGAUCAAGGGCACGAGCGUGAAUCAGAUGGGGAGUGGGAUCGGAGGGCGGGGGCCCGGUGUCUAG
This is a messenger RNA of Chaetomium globosum CBS 148.51, 699 nucleotides long. RefSeq lists its product as uncharacterized. The record is from RefSeq and is a predicted model, not a curated record. The transcript has 3 exons. Bases 1 to 699 code for a protein of 232 amino acids. NCBI's taxonomy places the organism in Eukaryota, Fungi, Ascomycota, Sordariomycetes, Sordariales, Chaetomiaceae. Gene Ontology annotation, cellular component: nucleus.